This is a messenger RNA of Coccidioides immitis RS, 480 nucleotides long. RefSeq lists its product as uncharacterized. The record is from RefSeq and is a predicted model, not a curated record. The transcript is spliced from 3 exons. Bases 1 to 480 code for a protein of 159 amino acids. Lineage: Eukaryota; Fungi; Ascomycota; Eurotiomycetes; Onygenales; Onygenaceae.
AUGAUCUCCAUCUACACGAGCCCAAUGCGACACACGCUGGACAACCCAGGACGGGCAUCAAAGGUCUCGGGACGUCACAGCCUGGGGGAAGGGGGGCCGGCUGUGGGCUCUCUGUUGUUACUACGCAGAGCAACGGUCUUGCACCGAUCGGCCCACACUGGUCGAGACGCUAUAAAACGGCUAGGAUCACUGCGCACAAACACAUUCCGGCAGGGUACUCCAAGGCAGAAAAGGUGUCAAAGAGAAGCUGCUGCUAGAUGUUUCGUAAAAGGUGCUUGCUCGGUGGCAAACCUCUCACUCGGCCCAGCGUGCGUGUGUCUGCGAGUGUCGAACCCGAUUUGUCGCCGAAAGCACCACAGCACAGCAGGAAGAAAUCUAAGUAGUGCGGAAAAUGUGCCGGGAAACAAAGGGAGUGAAAUGGGCUCCGUACAACCGGAGGAACGGAGCCCUGGCGCUAUGAGAACGGCCAAACGCCGAUAG